GCUGGUGGCCCUUUCUAUCUCUCUAACAAGAUGGAGGGACAGCAUUCAUUCAUAAUUUAGAUCACUGGCUGACAUUCCAUGACCAGAUGAUGAUAAAAAAUUUAAAGAACAGCUCUUGGGAAGUUUGAUGAUGUGCUUGGGCCCAAAUGCAGUUAGUUGGCCACCUUUCAUUGCGUGUGCAGCAGCUGGAUGUUUGAUGUGAAACAAAGACAAAAGAAAACUGGGAAGAUUGGCUAUGAAUUCAUACAGAAACACCUCUCUGACUUCAAGGGGACAGGGCAGCCAGACCCAACUAUAAUUCCUGAUUUCCUUGUUGAGAUGAGAAUGAGGUGCCAAGACAGUAAUAGGACCGCCACUCAGCCUUCUUCUUCAUCCAUGGCUUUAUUGGAAAUUAGUGAAUCUGCAGUGGGGGAUGUCAUAUUUGCAGACAUUGUCAUCUUCAAUAUCAUCUGGGGUGAUGUUGAACAGUUGAAGAUGUCAGGUCUUAAUGUUCUGACUAGAUCUCAAGGUCUGGUCCGACGAAACUGCUCCUUGGCCUUGGCAGUCAAUGGAAUUGCACUUCCUCUAAGAUGCAACAAGCUCUGUUCAGGUAGCAGUGACGGAACAAUUCGGCUUUGGGACUGCCGUGCUGGUCAAUGUGCUAAUGUGAUUAACCUUGGUGGCAAAGUUGGAUCUGUUUGUAGUGAAGGCCCAUGGCUCUUUGUUGGCAUGCCAAAUGUUGUGAAGGUGUGGAAUACUGAAUCAGGUGCUGAAUACAGUCUCAAUGGACCUGUUGGGCAAGUCAAUGCAUUGGAAUCUAUUAAUGAUUUGCUUUUUGCUGGGGUAGAGGAUGGUGUUAUUUUGGCAUGGAAAGGCACUUAUGAAACUAACAUUACAUUUCAACUUGCCGCAACCCUUAAAGGCCACACGCAUGGUAUAACAUCUUUAGUUGUUGGAGGAGGCAACAGGCUGUACUCAGGUUCCAAGGACCAAACAAUAAGGGUUUGGGAUCAUGAAAAUUUGCAGUGUAUUAUGACAUUGAAUGGGCAUGAUGAUGUUGUGAAGUCUCUCAUGUGCUGGGAUAAGUAUUUGUUCUUUGGUUCAUUGGAAUGCACGAUAAAAGUUUGGGCUUCUACUGAGGAUGGCAGCUUGGAAGUAAUCUAUACUCACAGUGAAGAACAUGGUAUCCUUGCACUUUCUGGGAUGACUGAUCCGGAUGUUAAACCAAUCUUGUAUUGCUUUUGUACUGAUAAAUCUGUCCACCUCUAUGAACUGCCAAUAUUCACUGACGGGCAGAUUAUUUGCAAAACAAGAAAUCCAGACCCUUCAAAUGGGUCCUGCGGGCCUCUUUUUUACUGGGGAUCAGACUGGUUUGCUGACAGAGUAUACAUGGCUAGCAGACUAAUGGCUGAGACGUGCCCAAGACUAGUAAAAGCAUGGUUUUUAUUAGUUAUGGCAAACAAUGUACAGUAUUUUGAGUACAUUUCCAAUGUACAGUAAUGCGUAUUUUGAAUAAAUUUUC
Molecule: messenger RNA, 1501 nt
Organism: Quercus lobata
Lineage: Eukaryota; Viridiplantae; Streptophyta; Magnoliopsida; Fagales; Fagaceae
Product: zinc finger CCCH domain-containing protein 48-like
Exons: 10
Coding region: 190-1479 (429 amino acids)
Molecular function (GO): protein binding
Source: RefSeq, a predicted model, not a curated record